UCGACGUCGACGAGGAAAUCGCACGUUCACGGCGCGGUCCGUUGGUCGAGGAACGCCUCCGCUUCGCGCGCGAGUCGUCGUCGAGCGGUUAGCCAACGGCUCGACAGACAGGGAGAGAUUAUUUCCCGGGCGCCGGCUCUCCGAGUCGCUGCGAAACGCGCGCGCGCGCGCGCGAGAUCCUUUCGCUCUGUUUUCAAGCCGCGUCUCAUCUGGUCCGCUCGUUUGUUCGUCGCUCAGCCGGUCGGGGGAUUCACCCAGCCGGAGGAUAUCGCGAGCCUCGAGACACGGUGAACGUGUCCGGAGAACGUGACGUCGCGUCGCCGUCGGCUACUGCAACGCGCGGGCGCGCAUGGUCGAAAUUUCGCGCGUCCGCAACAAUCGAAGUUCAAACGCGCGUUCGAUCGAGAGCGCACGCGCGCGCGUACGCUCGGUAGCUACUCGCGCAUGAACGGCGGCGAGCGCGCGAUUCUCACCGAGCGUAUCUUUUCGAGUGUCCGGAUAAGGAGCCCGGGCGAAAAAACGAACGGCGAACUUCCGUGGAAAUCGCACAUCGGAGCUGGCACUCGCGCGUCAUUGUCACCGCGAGGAGAGACGUCCUGCCGCGGCGAUAACGCGGCAGCGCGAUUCGUCCGAGCGAUUCCGCGGCCGACCCGCGCACUCGCCCGAACGCGGAGCGGCUGUUCACAGGACGGAGAAGAGGAAGGAGACGCUGCGGAGUCGAGAAGACGUCGUCGUCGAGAAGAGCCACGCGUCGUGUCCGGGCUGUCGGCCGAGCUGUUGUAGCUGCGGCGAGCUGCGCGAAGUCGUCUGACGGAACGAGCGACAUUCGACCAGGACGAUGUCGACGACGCAGAGCAAAGUGGAUGAGCAGGUUUCUGCGGGCAAGCCGCAGCAAAACGGCCGCGGCUGCACCAAGAACGAGGAGCUGCAGCUCGAGGACGUCAACGACAACAACAAUGACGAGGCCAUCGAGGUGGAAAUGGUGGUGCCACCCGACGGGGGAUGGGGCUGGGUGAUCGUCGCGGCCUCCUUCAUGUGCAACCUCUUCGUCGACGGCAUCAUCUUCAGCUUCGGCGUGUUCCUCAACGACAUCGCGAACGCGUUCGCCGUGUCGAAAGCGAGAGUCGCUCUCGUCGGCUCGUUGCAAACUGGAUUUUACCUCAUGGCUGGUCCCUUCGUGUCCGCUCUCGCCAAUCGAUACGGUUUCAGGCUGGUCGCGAUAUUAGGAAGUAUCGUGAGCUGCAGCGCAUUCGUCCUCUCGUACUUCAGCACUUCCAUCGAGUUCCUCUACGUCUCUUACGGCUGCAUCGGCGGUAUUGGAGCGGGCCUGAUAUACGUGCCGGCCGUGAUUACGACCGGCUUUUACUUCGAAAGAUGGCGCGCCCUGGCUACCGGUAUCGCGGUGUGCGGAUCUGGCAUCGGCGCGUUCCUGCUCGCGCCGAUCUCCGAUCUGCUCGUGAAGAACUUCGGCUGGAGAGGCGCGCUGCUCUUCCAAGCGGGCAUGCUGCUGAAUUGUGCUAUAUUCGGCGCCAUGUUCCGACCCUUGAAGCCGACGAGGAUAAAAGUGAAGUCCACCCCGGAGAACGCCACGCUCGAGGUGAAAAGCACGCUGAUGGGGAAGGGCGUGUCGACGGCCUCGUUGCACUGCGUGCAACCGAACAGAAGCCGCUUCUUCGGCACGAACAAUAAUACGGAAUAUCCGACGGCGGCCGAGAUGCUCGGCAGCAGCCCAAAUAUAGUAAACGCGUCCAAGUCCCUGCACUCGCUGAAUAAGAUGCACGUGGAGGCUCAGGCCCUGGAGAAGAAGGUGAGCAGUUCAGAGAAACGGCUGUCUGUGCCGACCUAUCCCGACUUGGAUGUCAUAAAUAACGAAGAGAAGAUCGCCGAGGAGAACAAUUUGCUCAGCGGCGACUUGGAGCGGCUGAACGGCAAAGUACCGACGACCCGCCGGCACACCAUCAGUGGCAGACGCCUGCGAACGGAUUCGGAAUGCAGUCAGAAGUCUCUCAGAUCGGGCAAGCGAAAUCAAGCGAGUAAGGACCCGCAGAGACCGUUUUACAGAGACGACAUCUUUUACGGCGGCUCUUUAAAUAGAUUACCUCACUACAGAUCGCAGCAAUCGUCGGUCGGUUAUCACAUGUCAGUGACGCGGCUGCCAACGGCGACGGACGUCGCGGAGGAGGAAAGCGGAAGCUGCUACCUGUGUCCCGAAAGCGUGCGUCGUAUUCUGACCACGAUGCUCGACCUCAGCCUCCUCAAGAGUCCAUCCUUCCUGAUACUCGCUAUCUCCGGUGGGCUCACCAUGAUGGGCUUUUACACGCCUUUCAUGUAUGUGCCGGAUCGAGCCAUAAAGGCCAACAUCGAUGCCUCGACGGCGAUGUUCCUCGUUUCGGUAAUCGGCAUCGGCAAUACCAUCGGUCGUAUCGUUUGCGGCUUAGCGAGCAGCCUGCCCGGGGUUAACGCUCUGGUCGUGAACAACGUGUUUAUCAGCAUCGGCGGUUUGCUCACCAUAUUCUCCGGCUUCUCCCUGACGGAGGGAUAUCAAUUCUUCUAUGCGGCCGGCUUCGGCCUGAGUAUAUCCGUGUUCGCCUCUUUGAGAUCGAUCCUCGUGGUGGAUCUGUUGGGCUUGGAAAAGCUGACGAACGCUUUCGGACUGCUCCUUCUGUUUCAAGGCGUGGCGGCGGCUAUGGGCGCGCCUCUCGCAGGUGCGUUCAUGGAUGCGACCGGGAGCUACGACGCGUCGUUCUACCUGUCUGGCAGCCUGAUACUCGUGUCGGCGGUGAUUUGUUACCCGCUCAAGAGGAUCAACACGUGGGAGAGGCUCGGCGAGCAGAACCCGGCCGCCCGCGAUCCCUCCAAGUCCUGAUCGAAGGCGCAAAACGCCACACACCGUAGAGAUCAUACUCGGCAGACGUGAGCGCGCGCGUGAUCGGGCGCGCUGCGUAUGUUGUACAUAUUAAUGCAUAAUAAUUUAUAAGCGAGCGCUCUCGAGUCGACAACACAAUCGUCAUCGCACGCUCGCGAGGCGCGCCGCACGUCCAUGGGAAAACGAGCGAUCUCGCGUUCGCGCGCGAUCGGCAGGAACUCCGCUCGCGGCUCGGGCGAAAUGCAAAAUCAGCAGAUCGUGUACCUGGAGGAAGAAUAACGAUGAAAGAGCAGCGCCGAUUCUUCACGUGCCGAACACGUGCCUUCCAUCACCAAAAGUGACCUUCUGUCGACUGAACGAGAAGGGUCGAUCGCCUCGGCGGGACCUUUGUCGUCCCGCCUUGUCGCGCGAAUUCAAUUAUGCUAAUCUCCCUCCGUGUCUUCGCCGUCUCACCGCCGUCGGCGGGUGCGAGACGAAGCGCCCUGUGUGUUUCGUCGUUUCGCGUUUCGAGUGUUUCCGUGUGUUUCGAGUUUUCGCGUGACAAGUUGAAACUCAAUUCGCGGACUCGCGUCGCGGGUCGAGCGCGAGACAGCGGAGUCGUGUACAUAACGGAUGGAAGUCGUUUUACGAGCGAGCUACGGCUACCAAUUAGUUCGUACUUCAUAUAUUCCUCCCGAAAGAAGCCAAGAGCUUUUUGUUUUUCACAGAUAACAUCGAUCUAGCUUAACGUGCGCGCUGUUUGUUUGUCGCAUAAUGUUACGUGUGUACACGGGAAAAGUGUACUCGGAUCGUGUAACUGCUUUUCUGUUAUCUCCAGCGGCCAGACGAACACACACACACACACACACACACACACACACACGCACGCACGUGUACACACUCGAUUUCAAGAGCGGAAAGAUUUCCGCGGAAGGAGAUUCCCUCCGUGGAGUCUAUUGUUCCUCGGUUCCUUCCCGGCCGAGUCUGAAAGCAGCCGAAUGUUCAGGCGGAAGCUUUCCGCUCGCGAUAACGGAGAUAUCGCCCUCGAGUCUUUCGGUUUUGUCUGGUCUUUAUUCGAAUUAUGUACGCGCAUAAAAAUGAAAUUUUUUAUAUACAUGAAAGUGAAUUUGUAUCAUAUGUAUAAAAGCGAGAUCUUUUCUUCCGUGUACAUUCUACCGAAAUCAAACUGCCACACACGCGCAUUACAUAUAGCUUAGCCUUUUUAUAUGAGGAGAUUUUACGUAAGCAUUUGUAAGCAUUGUUAGCCACUCACACUCUUGUGUGUAAUUCCGCGAGAGAGUCGCAGAGAUGAAUUCGAAACCUAGCGACUCGCGCACUCGUGCUGUGCACGACAUCGUCGUCGCGUUAAGCGGUUAACCGCGCGCCGCCGGAAGGCAUUUGUACUUGCUGCGUGCGCGUCACACACGAGCGCGAAAAUAAUCUCAGCGGGAAGUGCGUAUCUUCCGAUAUAAUGUUAUUUAUAAGUGUGUCAUUCCAUCCACGCUUUCGAGAGCGGCGGAACACUUCGCUGCGGGACACGCGAGACAGAACGGAAGACCCGUCGAUCGCGAUCGAUCGACCGCUCGCUCUCGCGAGACUCGACGAUUUGUCUCGACGCGAGACGCGCACAAUGUUCGAUCUUCCCCCUUGGCCUGGCAACGACCAGCACGCGUCGAUCCUUAUGAGUAAUACACCUCGCGCGGGCGUUCCUCAACGCCGUGAAAAAUGUCUCGUACAUGAGCCUCGGAGAUGGCUCUCGACGUCGAGACGAGCCCCGUUCCGUUCGGUCGCCGCGACGGCGUCGCGCGAAAUCACGCGAAGGAUUCCGUCGAUUUCGAAAGCGGCCGACUCGAGUACCCAUUGUUCAUGAUCGUUGUGGCGUUUUAUCCGUUAGUUCUUUAAAAAAGAAGUUGCUCAAAA
This is a messenger RNA of Harpegnathos saltator (Jerdon's jumping ant), 4765 nucleotides long. Its product is annotated as monocarboxylate transporter 14. The coding region runs from base 839 to 2866 and encodes 675 amino acids. Gene Ontology annotation, molecular function: monocarboxylic acid transmembrane transporter activity. Gene Ontology annotation, biological process: monocarboxylic acid transport; transmembrane transport. The record is from RefSeq and is a predicted model, not a curated record. The transcript is spliced from 12 exons. NCBI's taxonomy places the organism in Eukaryota, Metazoa, Arthropoda, Insecta, Hymenoptera, Formicidae.